AUGACCACACCGACACUCAUAGAUCUACCUCCCCCGCCCUCGGAUCCUGUCACGCCGUCGGACAUGGGACCAGGCACACCAAAUUCAGGCACAACCUCCCUCUCUGCACUGUCCACCACCGCUAUCAAAGACGGCCAUCAGGGGCAGCCUCUACCACACGGGCGACAUGCUCAUCACUCAUCCUCUGCCUCGGCGACGUCUACAUCUACCCUGGAGGCGGAACGAGCCGACCGCAUCUCCCGUCUCGCCGGGCUGGAACGUGUCGCAACCGCCCGAGCAGGAGGUGUUCCUCAGUCGAAUCUCAUCUUCGCGACGGCGCACGGCCCCGGCUACUUUGACAGCGGACCUGGCUUCAAAGAAAGAAGCACCGUGGGCAGUGCCAGCGCCACCGGCAGCGUGGGUGCUCGUACUACAUGGGCAAGCGGUAGCGAUGCACUCGACGCGGACAAGAUGAGCGAAGACACGAACGAAGACGAUGAAACGUCUAGCGUGGGAAAUAUCAGUGAAGGGGACGCAAGCCUGGUUGCAUUUGGAGAGGGCGCUAGUACGAUUAGUGGCCCGAUUUCGCAUCCCAGUCUCAACCGAAUGUCGUCCGGUCGUCCGACUUCACUGGGAGCUGGAAGUCCUAGCAUGAGCCGAGCAAACCCCCUCGCGUCGUACCAGCCUGGAGUCGAAGACAACGCCGCCGCGUCCUCUUCCUUAUCUCCUGCGGGAUCGAAUACGCCGGAACAGAUGCAUGACGCUCGCAUGCUGGACGGGGUAACCUAUGACAGUGAUGUGGUCGACACGACUGUGAGAACCCCGCGGCUGGCCACACCAUUCAGCCACGGCCAGUCUGCCAACCGGAACGAUGACUCGGAAGUCAAUUGA
Molecule: messenger RNA, 870 nt
Organism: Aspergillus udagawae
Lineage: Eukaryota; Fungi; Ascomycota; Eurotiomycetes; Eurotiales; Aspergillaceae
Exons: 2
Coding region: 1-870 (289 amino acids)
Source: RefSeq, a predicted model, not a curated record